Anopheles cruzii is the source of this 919-nucleotide messenger RNA. RefSeq names its product mediator of RNA polymerase II transcription subunit 7 (gene MED7). Gene Ontology annotation, molecular function: transcription coregulator activity. The transcript has a single exon. Gene Ontology annotation, biological process: regulation of transcription by RNA polymerase II. Bases 139 to 795 code for a protein of 218 amino acids. Gene Ontology annotation, cellular component: mediator complex; core mediator complex. Lineage: Eukaryota; Metazoa; Arthropoda; Insecta; Diptera; Culicidae. The record is from RefSeq and is a predicted model, not a curated record.
UGGUUGUUCGCUUGGAAAAUAUACACUGGGCACAAAGUUGUGUGCCUGCGCUAAAAUUUAUCUAUUAUCGCCGUGUUCUUUCACAGUUUUAACCGCAGCUACUUGCGUUGCAUUCGCCACUACGCGCCACCAGCCACGAUGGCCAACGCGGAGGCAAUUCAGGUGAGCUCGUUGCCUCUGCCACCGGCGCACCUGUACAACCUGUACACGGAAGAAAACAUUCGCAAAAACCGUGCACCGAAGCCGCCGGCCCCGAUUCAGGAUGCGUACACCAUGUUCGGAAGUCCGUUCAGUAACGACGACAACAUCAUCCGGCCGCUCGAAAGCCAAGGCUUCAAGCGACUCUACCCGCAGCACUUCGAUCGCCGGAAGGAGCUGAAGAAGCUGAACCACUCGUUGCUAGUUAACUUUCUCGAUCUGAUUGACCUUCUGGUGCACUACCCGGACAGCCCGCGGAGGGCAGAAAAGAUCGAAGAUCUGAGCCUGUUGUUCGUCCACAUUCACCAUUUGCUGAACGAAUUUCGGCCACACCAAGCACGGGAAACACUGCGCGUCAUGAUGGAACUGCAGAAGCGGCAGCGAAUAGAGACGGCCCAGCGCUUCCAGAACCACCUGGAGAAGGUGCGGGAGAUGGUGAAGAACGCGUUUGCAUCGUUGCCCGAUCUGACGGAGUCAGACCGAUUGGCGAGCGGGCUGGAACCGAUGGACAUUGGGGAAUCCGGAGAUUUGAUCGGUGGUCGGGGAGAUUGCCAUCCGCUGGAUCGGUUAAUGUGCGAGAUAGUCGACCGGAUGUGAGCGCCCUGACGUGGGACGCGCCAAAACCACUCAUCCCAUGCCACACUAUUUCAUUUCUUGUAUGUUUUGUAAUCAUAAUCCUUUAGGAAGCAUUCGUCAACGGAAAACAUUAUCGGGAGGUAUU